CCUCUUAUCACUGUUAUACUAACCUUGUUCUCCGCCAACAUACAGUAGACGUGUCUGUUAGCGCCACCAGUAGCUGUCUGUCUGGAACUCUCCUGUUACACAAAUUCAAUCAGUAUUUCACAAGACUCCAUCAAAACCGACAACAACAAGGUGUUUGUUUUUUCAGUCGACCCCUGCCAGUAAAAGACAAGAUGGGGUGCUUCAGUAAAUGCGGCUUGAUACUGGUGAAUUUCUUCGUUAUAUGCCUGGGGCUAUCAGUGGUAGGAGCAGCAGCCGCCGUCCUCAACCAAGACACCAUAUUCGGGGCACUGUUGACCAAGGAGUUCUACACACUACCAAUCACUACCCUCAUGAUUGGCAUUUUCAUCACCUUGCUGGGGGUCCUUGGCUGCUGGGGCGCCAUCAAAGAGAACUCCUGCUUGCUCAUGACGUACGCGGUGAUCGUUUCGGUGCUGCUGAUAGGUAUGGUGGCCAUCGGCAUAGCUCUGAUGGUGUUCAUGUCUGGGUCUAGCGCCUACAUAGUGUCUAACAUGAAGAACAUCUACAACCAAUAUGGCGAGGAUGACAAAAAGCAACUGACAGCUGAUCUCGACGCUCUCCAACACACGUUACACUGCUGCGGUAUCAAUGGCUAUGAGGACUGGGCUCACUUCAAGUACGGGAAUGGUGUUAAUGUGGCUGACGGCUGCUGCAAGAACGAUACCGAGGGAUGCGGCCUCGGUGCCCUGCUGGACCCUCAUGUGCGGGAGGAGGUGUACCAGGUCGGGUGCCUUAGCUUCAUCACGGAGGCGUUCGGUGCUAUCUCCAUGAUGUUGGCCGUCCUCACCAUCAUCCUGGCCAGCGUACAGCUGUUGAGCGUUAUCUGGGCUUGUGUCCUGGCCCGGCGCUCCAACACGUAUGAGCAGCUGUAGAAGAUGACUACCUCUUAGUUACCCACUUUGGACUCGACCCAUACCUUCAAGACGCCAACUUACGAAUUCAGCAAGAAACUUCUUGCCACGACUUCAACCCAAAUAGUUAUCACUGCUUGGCGUCGGUAUCGCUCUUUGACUUACAGCGUGUCUCAUGCUAGAUGCUUAAAAAGGCAGAGGGCAAGAAUAGGUUUGCUCGCUUGGUCAGUCAGUCAGAGAAUCAGUUUCUGAGACUUUUAACUUGUGUGAAUCAAUUUAUGGAUCAUUUAACUAGUGUGUGUGUGUGUGUGUGUGUGUGUGUGUGUGUGUGUGUGUGUGUGUGUGUUUAACCUGUACAGUAAGCCAAUGAGUCAGUCACAGUUGGCAUUCAAAGAGCUGGCAAAAAAUAUAUAUAUAUAAAAAUACUGUACAAUAUACUUUUGAAAAUUAGAGGAAAUUUGUAAACCAUUUUUGUUUAAUACUUAAUGAAAAUUUUGUUGAUGUUUUGUUUCUCCACGGUAAUAAAUUAUUUCUGCUUUC
Molecule: messenger RNA, 1430 nt
Organism: Homarus americanus (American lobster)
Lineage: Eukaryota; Metazoa; Arthropoda; Malacostraca; Decapoda; Nephropidae
Product: CD63 antigen-like
Exons: 5
Coding region: 192-911 (239 amino acids)
Cellular component (GO): membrane
Source: RefSeq, a predicted model, not a curated record